AUGUCAAGCUCAACCCCAAACCAGUACGUCAUGGCACCAGAUCGCCAUGCGGAGGUGAGCGACCAGACUCUCAGAUUCUCCAAGGAUGGCACUUUUCAGAUCUCUGUCUUUGAGGAUUUACAUUUCGCCGAAGAUGCCUCGAAGGAUGUCAAGUCCAAGGGUGUGAUGAGAUAUGUCCUCGAAAAGGAAUCGCCGGAUUUUGUAGUGAUAAACGGAGACUUGGUCUCUGGCGAAUUCACGAAAGCUUCGAAUUCUAGCGAAUACGUCCACGACGUCGUGUCUCCCUUGGUCGAGAAAGGCAAAUUAUGGGCGUCGACCUAUGGGAAUCACGACUCGAAUACGAAUCUCUCCCCCCGACAGGACGUCUUUGAUCAGGAGAAGAAAUAUCCCAACAGCCUGACUCAGAGAAAAGUCUUUGCGCCCAAGGCUGGAAUCACGAAUUAUUAUUUGCCGGUCUAUUCCCACAAGGCCCCGGAGAGCAGCACCCCGGCACUCAUUUUAUGGUUCUUCGACUCAAAGGGUGGAAGCUAUGCCACAAAUCGCGAUAAAGAUGUCAGCCCCGGGAAUAGAGGCGACUGGGUGGAUGCAUCCGUUGUCGACUGGUUCGUGGAGGCCAAAAAGAACUUGUCAGCGGAAUAUGACCAUACUAUCCCUUCGCUGGCAUUCUUCCAUAUCCCCUCCCACGCCAUGCUUAAAUAUCAACAAGACGGGUUCGACGCCUCACGAACCCCCGGAAUAAAUGGCGAAACGGUGGUUUCACAGGGUUCCAUGGACACCGACUACUCGGGACAAGACCGCCGAUUCAUGGAGGCUCUUCUGAAUACCACCGGUCUCAUGGCGACUUUCAGUGGUCACGACCACAAGAACGAUUGGUGUUUCAAAUGGGAUGGUCACACUGUUGAUCAGGACCUGAAGGGAAAUGGAAUUAAUAUGUGCUACGGUCGGCAUACUGGAUAUGGAGGUUAUGGUGACGCGACCCGUGGUGGACGUCAGGUUCUCUUGGACCAGGAGACUAUGGAUGAUGAAAUUAAGACUUGGAUUCGCUUGGAAGACGGCACCAUCUCGGCACCGGUCACGCUUAAUGCCACAUAUGGCCAAGAUAAGUAUGCGAAGAUCAACCAUAAGAGAUCCUUCGAGACUUCGAGUGCGUCUGGGGUGCAUGACCACUCGGCUUUACUUAUGAUGAUCUGUCUCUGGCUUUCGAUCGGGGUUAUGUUCUGGAGACGUUGA
Molecule: messenger RNA, 1230 nt
Organism: Penicillium atrosanguineum
Lineage: Eukaryota; Fungi; Ascomycota; Eurotiomycetes; Eurotiales; Aspergillaceae
Product: metallophosphoesterase family protein
Exons: 4
Coding region: 1-1230 (409 amino acids)
Cellular component (GO): cytoplasm
Molecular function (GO): hydrolase activity, acting on ester bonds
Source: RefSeq, a predicted model, not a curated record